Synchiropus splendidus (mandarinfish) is the source of this 6307-nucleotide messenger RNA. RefSeq names its product latent transforming growth factor beta binding protein 1 (gene ltbp1). The transcript has 31 exons. The record is from RefSeq and is a predicted model, not a curated record. Bases 372 to 4874 code for a protein of 1500 amino acids. Lineage: Eukaryota; Metazoa; Chordata; Actinopteri; Syngnathiformes; Callionymidae. Gene Ontology annotation, molecular function: calcium ion binding.
UAUGGAGGUCCAUCCGUUGGUCAGGUGGACGGGUGGCGCGGGGGUCCGGUUCUGACCAGGCACUGGCUCCGUCGAAGCUCCUGAGUAAGAGACGGCCCAGGACCCCCGCGUGACGUCACUUCUGGAGGCGGCUGCUUCACCUCAGAACUCCGGGAUAGAAACUUUCCGGAGUCGAGCACCGGAGAACCUCCAGACCAGCACCGGGACACAGCGGAACUUUUGACCUCCACGUUGCCAUAGAAACGCCGUCUCUUCUUCGCGGGCGUGUUGGGUUCGAGUCCCGCUCGGUACCUGCGGGAGAAUGUGGAGGAAGACCGACGCCUCCUCGUAACUUCCUCCCGAGCUCGUCGAACUUUUCCUCCCUCGCGGACAUGACUCGCUCGGAACUCGCUCUCCUUCUGUGUCUCGGCUCGUUUCUGGCCCUGAUAAGCGGGUCAGCGGAGCAGCAGGGUCCGGGUCCGGGCGCCUUCAGGAGGCUCUACGUGCUCCAGCCGGGGUCGGCAGCCGGAGCGGACCGGGGGCUGAGAGUCAGCUCCAUCUCGACGCGGCCCGGACAACCGCAGACCUACAACCUGGAGCUGAACGCCAAGUUCGACGGUCAAGUUCGAACCCGCAGGAUGGGGAGCCAGGCGGGUUCCGACCCGCAGCAGACGGAGCAGAGCCUGAAGCUGUCCGGUGUGAACGUCUGUGGAGGUCACUGCUGUCAUGGAUGGAGUAAAGCUCAGGGGUCACAGCGCUGCACCAAACCCAACUGCAUCCCUCAGUGCCAGAAUGGAGGAAUGUGCCUCAGGCCUCAGCUCUGCGUCUGCAAGCCGGGCUCUAGCGGGAAGGCGUGCGAGCUGAAGCCUGCGCCCGCACACCCGGCCCCGGCGCUGCCAGGAGGCGGGGCCACCAGCGGCCACAACGGCGCUCACACUAAUGGUCACAACGUGGUGCCCCAGCGACCGAUCCCGCAGCAGGCGGUGCCGGGUGGUCAUGGCUCUGUCCCGGCUCCUAACAUGGCUCAGAUGAAGCUCACGGUCAAACCUGCCCCGCAACACGUGCGGCCUCGCUACGUCCAGCAGCAGAUCUGGCCCGUCCACCCAGGUCAGAGUCAGCAGUACGUUUCAAAACCCAAAUAUUACCACACGCAGACCCAUCUGCAGCCCAGACCCGAGAGACCCAUCCCUCUGAGUGCGGGACACAACCCCAUAUUAGUGGGGAACCACACGGGCCGGAUCAAGGUGGUCUUCACUCCCACCAUCUGCAAGCUGACCUGUGUCGGAGGACGCUGCCACAACAACUGUGAGCAGGGGAACACCACCACCAUCAUCAGUGAGAACGGCCACGCCACCGACACACUGACGGCUCCCAACUUCAGAGUAGUUGUUUGUCACCUGCCGUGCAUCAAUGGAGGCAAGUGCGGCGCCAGAGACAAGUGUCAGUGCCCCCCCAACUUCACUGGGAAGUUCUGCCAGAUGCAGGUGCACAGCGGACACCAGCAGCAGAUGACGGGCAGCUACGGUCAAACCCAGGUCCACUCCACACAUACGCUACCUCUGACGUACAGCAACAGUCAGGGCCAAGCCUACGGCCCAAACAUUGUCAACAUCCACAUCAAGCAUCCCCCCGAGGCCUCGGUCCAGGUCCACCAGGUGUCUCAGCUGGACAACUUCCACAACAACGGACACAAGCUCAAAGGUUCACAGUCAGGCUCCUCAUCGUCGACCACCUACACUUAUCACCACAGCGAGAGCAGCCAGAAGAUCCAGCACCACGGCUACAACAUCCUGUACCCAGGCCAGCAGGGGUACCAGGUCCCCCAAUAUCAGCCCGUCGCUAGCAAGAAUGCGUUAGGACGCUGCUUUCAGGAGACAGCAGGAAGUCAGUGUGGCAAAGCUCUGCCGGGCCUCACCAAGCAGGACCAGUGCUGUGGCUCCAUGGGGACAUCCUGGGGAUUCCACAAGUGCCAGAAGUGCCCGAAGAAACCCUCUAUUCCUCUGAGAGAUUGUCCUCAUGGCUACAAGAGGAUCAACAGCUCCUACUGUCAAGAUGUGGACGAGUGUCAGCUGCCCGGUGUGUGUCCCAAUGGCAACUGCAUGAACACGGUGGGCAGCUACAGGUGUCACUGCAAACCUGGCUUCAUCCCGGACCCCACUCUCAGCACCUGCAUCUCCAACACGCCUGCCGUCCACGAGGAGAAGGGAGCUUGCUUCCUCUUGGUGAUCUCGGGUCGGCAGUGUUUGCACCCAGUGUCUGUGCAGCUGAGCAGACAGCUGUGCUGCUGCAGUGUGGGCAAAGCUUGGGGGCCGCACUGUGACAAAUGCCCCCCUCCAGGAACAGCUCAGUUCAAAGAGAUCUGCCCGGGUGGGAGGGGCUACACCGUGCUCCCAAAUCCUCCCUUCAACAAGCCGGUCCACCAGGUGCCCACUGAGCCUGUCACUCCUGAACCCCAGCCAGCACCUGAGCGACCGGUUGAGCUUCCUCCGGAGGAGAUACCCGCGCCCCCCACCACAGCGGUGUCGCCUCAGGAGCUGGUUAGCAGCAGCCGUGGAGCCGAAGCUCUGCUGCCACAGCUCACCGCAGGUCUCUCCACGGUCAAGAUGCAGGUGGCGUACCCAGAGGUGAUCGAGAGAAGCUCCCCCCCCGCGCCUGUGGAGAUCCUGCCGUCCAAAGCCAGUCAGGACAUCGCCCCGACCCAGUCUGCUGAGGUGGACGAGUGCCUGGUGAACCCGUACAUCUGCGGCCAGGGCGUGUGCUACAACACCGUCCAGGGCUACACCUGCCACUGCGACGAGGGCUUCCACUCUGACGGAGAGCAGAGCACCUGCGUGGACGUCGACGAAUGCGCACAAAGUCCAUCUCUGUGCUACGGUGGUCGGUGCAGAAACACUGAAGGUGGUUUUGUGUGCGACUGCCCACGAGGCUUCAUCGUCCACGAAAACGGGACCAGCUGUGUGGAUGUGGAUGAGUGUGCGGCCCAGACUCCGUGUCCCUCUGGACUCUGCAUCAACACUCCGGGGGGCUACAAGUGCGAGUCCUGCCCGCCAGGCUUCACCGGCCUUGGAGGCCAGUGUGUCGACGUGGACGAGUGCCAGGACCAGCGCAUGUGCACCAGAGGUCACUGCCGCAACACGGAAGGAUCCUUCAUGUGCGAGUGUGUUCCCGGGUUCAGGCUGUCGACCACCUCGCAGCAUCACUGCGAAGACGUGGACGAGUGCUCGGAGCUGCCCGACACCUGUGACUCUGUGGGCGAGUGCGUGAACACGGUGGGCUCCUACACGUGCAACUGUCCCAGCGGAUACCGGCAGGUCAACGGCACCAGCUGCAGAGAUGUAGACGAGUGUGUGGAGGAGCCGGAACUCUGCUCCCCCCACGGGGAGUGUCGGAACCAGGAGGGGUCCUACAUGUGUGUGUGCGAGAGCGGAUUCAGCACCAACCUAGACUCGCCAUCAUGUGACGAUAUCGAUGAGUGUGGACUCAACGAGACGCUGUGCAGUCCUCACGGCUUCUGCGAGAACCGUCUGGGAACCUUCCGGUGCCUGUGCGACCAGGGCUACCAGGAGUCUGCAGACGGGCGCAGCUGUGAGGACGUGAAUGAGUGCGAGCUGCUCAGCAGUGUGUGUGGAGAAGCUCAGUGCGUCAACGUGGACGGCUCCUUCCUCUGCGUGUGUCCCAGCGGCCAGGAGUACAACGUCAUGGUGGCCAAGUGUGAGCCGCUCCCCACAGCUUCAUCCGUGGAGCGUAAAGAGUGCUACUUCCGUCUCAACGACGAGAACCUGUGCGAGAGCGUGCUGACCAGCCACGUGACUCUGGAGGAGUGCUGCUGCACCCUGGGCGCCGGCUGGGGGGACAACUGCGAGGUCCAUCCCUGUCCCGUCAACGGCACCGACCAGUUCAACCAGAUGUGUCCGUCUGGAAGAGGCUUCAUCCCGAGCCAGGACCUGCUGUAUGGCGUGCAGGCGGCUGACAGCUACAAAAAUGCAGAUGAGUGCACUCUGUUUGGAGAGGAGGUGUGUAAAGGCGGCUUCUGUCAGGACACGGUGGGCAGCUACGAGUGCUACUGCAAGAGCGGCCAGGACUACGACACGGCCAGGCUGGAGUGCAGAGACAUCGACGAGUGCCAGGAUGAGUCGCUGUGUGCGGGCGGCCAGUGCUUCAACACGGACGGCUCCUUCUUGUGCUUCUGCACGCACCCCAUGGAGCUGGACGCCAGUGGCACUCGCUGCAUCUUCGUUCCCGCCGCCGCCGCAGAGCAACAUGAGGUGGAGCAGCUCGACUACCAGGGAAUCUGCUGGCAGACGGUGACGGCAACCAUGACGUGCACUGAACCCCUCGGUCCCAACAGGAAGACCACCUACACUGAGUGUUGCUGCCUGCAUGGCGAGGCCUGGGGCAUGGAAUGUGCCCUGUGUCCACCCAAACACACUGCGGACUACGCCCUGAUGUGCAACCUCCCCCUGGGUGGUGGGCGGCGGGCGUACGGCCGUGAUGCUCUGGUGGCAGGGCCGGUCCUGGAGUAUGAAGUGAGCCCGGACUACUCUCCGUCGCCGGAGCGACUGCCGCCCUUCUACGACAGCGAGGAGCACUCCUACAAGGCGUUCGAGGGCCUGCGAGCGGAGGAGUGCGGCAUCCUGAACGGCUGCGAGAACGGGCGCUGCGUGCGCGUGCAGGAGGGCUACACCUGCGACUGCUUCGACGGCUACACGCUGGACCUGUCCCGCAUGGCCUGCGUCGACGUCAACGAGUGCUCGGAGCUCAACACCCGCAUGUCACUGUGCAAGAACGCCAAGUGCGUCAACACGGCGGGCUCCUACCAGUGCGUGUGUCUGCCGGGCUUCACCGCCUCCGACAAACCCAACUACUGCGUGGCGGCGCGGCGGACGUCGCAGUGAGGCCGCCAGCAGGACUGUAACCGCACGCACGAGCUUGUAUCACUAUACUUGUGAGGACGCCUGCCACUCUCAGCCCAUCUCCGAGGAAGACGCCACACGUGGUCAGCGCUGGAGAGUAAAACUGAUCUGGAGGAUUCCCAGGGUUUGCUUCGGCCCAUCGCUGCACCUUCACUCCUCCAGGUUCCACUGGUCAUGUUGGUGAACCUCCACGAACACAACAGGCAGGAAGGUUCCAGGACAACCGGGCCACAAAAGCGCUUCUGUUGCUGGUCAGAAUGUGUCUUCUGCUCUGGUGCUGUGUCAGACGUCCAGACCCGAGGGUGGGUCUCACGACUGCUCCUCUCUUCCUUCUCAGCUGAGUCUUGACCGGGGCGAGUCAGAGCUUUGUUGGGUUCCGGUUGUCUUGCAACCUUCUUGUGUGGAUGACCCGAUUCAACUGCAGAACAGCUGCUUCGUCCUCCUUCGUUCCUUCACUGCAUCCAGGAAACUCCCGGAUGUUUUCAUCUGCUUGAGUCCAGCAGGCUUCAGCAGACAUGGCGGGUGUCUGUGGCCCAGUGUGUGUGAUGCACCAAAGCUCACGAGACGUUCCAAAGAAGUGAAAACAACCUCUCGACGAGGAGGAGAAGCCUCAGCGUGCAAUGUCACACGUUGGUUCCAGACCAAAGAGGAGCGACUCCCACACCAACAUCUUGUCUAUGAAACCAAAGAGCACAAAAGAAAUCUCCCUACAAACAAACAGGACUCUUCCACGGCGUGUUGGCGACUCCCCGUGUUCGUAAACAUCCACCUCACCAGUGACCCAAGAUGUUCCAAAGUCGAGUCCUCCAGGAGCAGCAGAGCAACCAGCGGAGGCGAGGUGUGGCCCUUGUUUGGUCAGUGGAUUGUGAAGUCAGGUCUGUUGUGAGGCUGCGGUCCUCAGAAGUAUAGUCAUACCACACACACACACACACACACCUUCUUAAUCCAAGCCCACGUAUCCUGCACUGUGGACAUGCCUCACAUUUCUACUUGAGAUGAAGUCUUCCUAACCUACCUGAGAGGAAUCCGGAUGUAUAAAUGCCUGUUUCUAAUGUUUGAUGUUUAUAGCAUUUACCGUGUCGACAAACCCUGCAGACACGUGCAUUUGGGGGGAUCCACUUGUAUUCAGUCGAGGCGACUGCGCUAUUUAAUUGUGUGAAGGUGACCGUGUCUCCACCCAGAGCCAAUGAACCUGGCCUCGCUUCCUCUCUGCCUUCCGUCUCGCUCUACUUACCUCUGUUUUCCUGCAAAGUCUUGCCAGGUUGCCAAGCUGCUACAGACGUUUGUACAUUUAGUGGAGAGGGAGCAGCGUGUGUGUGUGAUUUGUACAUGACUUUAAAAAGAGCUUCUUUUUUUCUAUGACUUCUCUGACAGCCAACUUUCGCCUGCUUGGUAAUAAACCACACAUGGUGAUC